Messenger RNA from Rhodamnia argentea, 1989 nucleotides. RefSeq lists its product as uncharacterized. NCBI's taxonomy places the organism in Eukaryota, Viridiplantae, Streptophyta, Magnoliopsida, Myrtales, Myrtaceae. The record is from RefSeq and is a predicted model, not a curated record. The transcript is spliced from 9 exons. The coding region runs from base 168 to 1877 and encodes 569 amino acids.
UUUCAAGUUCUCCGGUAAAACUUCUCCGUAAUAACACCAUUUUGGAUUUUUCUUUUCAAAAUUCUUGAUGAUGAUGACGAUGAUGGUGAUGAUCUCUCAUCGAUGGUGCUUUCAAGAUCCUGGGGAAUGAUUUUCGUAUUGCAGUUUUGUCCUCCAUCGUCAAGAGCAUGACUAUGUCCCCUUCUCUUGAGUGCUGGCUGAAGAUUCUCUACGUUGUGUUUGCCUUCUUCUCAGCUUUCUUUCUGGGUGCUCUCAAAGCUGUCGUGGUGGGUCCUUUUGCUUGUUUGAUUGUCAUGCUGGGGAAUGCUGGGGUGAUUCUGGGGUUGUUCCCUGCACAUGUUACCUGGACAGUCCACGCCCUCAUAAAGAUCAAUGGACUUGAUGGCCCUCUUAAAGUAGCCAUCCUUCUGGGUCUGCCUGCUUUGUUUGGAAUAUGGUUGGUUUUGAGCUUAGUCGGGACUGCUCUUGUUGGUGUUGGCUAUGGUUUUUUCGCGCCCUGGGUCUUGUCUUUCGAGGCCUUCAGCCACGAGGAUGAAUCGAUGAAAUUCCUCCGCUGCAUUAAGGAUGGGACAUGGGAUACGAUAAAAGGAAGUUGCACUCUGGUUCAAGAUUUCAUGGACAUGUGUUGUCACUCGUACCCGACUUAUUUGAAGGAGCUACAUGAAUCCACGGCUACGCAUGAGGUGCAGACUUUUAGAUUAGUUCAUAUUGCUGGAUGCAUCCUGGUUGGCCUGAUGGGGCUAAUCGUGGAUGUCCCACUUUACACCGCCAUUAUGGUCAUCAAGAGUCCGUACAUGCUAUUCAAAGGCUGGUUUCGCCUGAUACACGAUCUUAUCAGUCGAGAGGGUCCAUUUCUCGAAACGGCCUGCAUUCCGAUUACUGGUUUGACGAUCCUCACGUGGCCCAUUGCCGUAGCUUCGAGCAUUUUAGCAGCUGCAUUUUCAAGCUGCUUUAUAGGACUAUAUGGAGCAGUCAUCGUGUAUCAGGAAAGAUCUUUUCGAAGAGGCGUAGCUUAUGUGAUUGCGAUGGCAGCUGAAUUCGAUGAGUACACAAACGACUGUCUGUAUCUUCAGGAGGGAACUAUACUUCCAAAGCCUUCAUACAGAAAGCAAAAGGCUUCUCAAUCAUCCGAGCUGUCGGUUGGAGGGAAUCAUACAGAUGGAGGCAAAACCGCGUCUGCAUCUGAAGAAGCACCGGCGAUGCUUGUACCUAGCUUAGUUCAGUCAAGAUCAGUGAGGGAGACAAUACAAGAAAUCCGGAUGGUGCAGCUUUGGGGGAAAAUGAUCAAGUCCCACAAAACAACAGGCAAAGCACUUCUGGAUGCUAACAUAAUAACACCCGCCGAUCUGUUUGAAUGGCUGAAAGCAAAGACCAGCAGCGAAGCGACUAUUAUAGGCAUUGGCCUGCCAUGUUACUCACUCUUGCAGACCGUCCUCCACUCUAUCAAAGCUGGUUCAGAUGGUUUCCUGAUGCGCGAUGGCUUUGAGCUGAACCAACUGAACAGACCGAAGGACAAAGUGUUAGACUGGUUCUUUGGUCCUGUUCUGGUUCUGAAAGAACAGAUCAAGGUCAUGAGAUUGGAAGAGAGUGAGGUGAGAUUCUUAGAGAAAGUAGUCCUUUUUGGGAGCAAUAAAGCUCGUAUGGAUAGGUGGAAGAAUGGUGGAGUCGAGCCUCAGGAUCCUCUCAGAGCUGCUCAGAUCCGGGGUAUUAGUAGAAGGAUGAUAGGAAUCAUAAGAAGUGAAUCGAAGUUACCGACCUACAGAAGGAAAUACCAUCAGGUGGUCAAGGCUUUGGUCACAUAUUCUGCAGAGAAGGAAGGUUCCAGUAGCGAUACUUCAGUCGGAUCCGGUGUCCGCCUUGAAGACGCCUUAGUGUAAAUCAAAAUGUGCCAUUUUGAUUUUUUUUUUUUUUUUUUUUUGGAGUUAGCAAAUGAACAAAAUUUUGCAGAUGUUAAUGAAAGUUUUGCAGAAGAUUGUUCAUCCCAUGAAA